AUGCUCAGAAGAUGCUUUCACUGUGGAGAAAUACUUGAUAUAUGUGCUAAUUCCUUCAAAAUCAAUGUAAAGAAACUGUAUUAUUCACAAGGGCAUAUGCAAAACCCUUCCAGAGUUGCAUCAAAUACCCAUUAUUUAUUCUGUCUACAGGAAAGAUUCAGUCCCUCUCGCUCUAUCCCUCCCCUCAAAUCGUUCCCACCCAUGACGGUCUUCAAACUCCCCCACAUCUUCUUUGCCUUUCCAUUUCCUUCCACUUGGACACUGACCGGCCCUCUCCCCUUUCCUUCAACUAUCCGCAAUCGGUCUGGGCUCCCUUUAAUCCUCAUCGUCGAGCACACAAAGCGACGUUCGCUCCCUGUUCUUGAGUUCUCUGCUCCAGGAGUCUCCUCUCCUCUUCCCAAGCUUCCACCUAUUAAGCUUAAUCCCAGCCCAAUCUCAUCCGGAAGACUGGACGUAGGAUUAGUGUGUCUCAUGGCAGUGCUCCUUCUUGGGUUUAAUCAGUGGGUAGGCGAGGUGCUACUUCCAUUCGAUUGCAUAAUUGACAAAAUUUCCAGACUUGUUGCGGAGGAGAAGAGAAGCUGCGGCACCUUCUAUGGAAGACUCUUGUUAAUGCUAGCAUCUUUUGGUUUCUAUUUGGGGUUUGCUUGGAUCGGUAAGAGAAAGUGGCAAAUUAGCGGGAUUGCGAGCGGAAAUGGCGAGAUCGGUGGGACUGCCGACGAGAUCAAAGCCGGGAUUGAGAGUGUUAUUGUGUUCUUCAUCGAGCGGUGGUGCAAGACUCGAAACGCGAAUGAGGGGUUGACAGCUUUAGCUUUGCCUUUGAUAAUAAGAGUAUAUCUUGGCCCGCCUUCCCUGAUAGGGAGCAUUAUGGAGGACUAUUUUGUUUCGAAGGGGUUCCAUCAGGUACGAGCAGUUACUGACUACAAGAUUAAAGGAUUUCGUGGUUACCGCAUAAGGGGGGCAGUCUCUGCAAAAGUGUAA
Messenger RNA from Lindgomyces ingoldianus, 978 nucleotides. RefSeq lists its product as uncharacterized. NCBI's taxonomy places the organism in Eukaryota, Fungi, Ascomycota, Dothideomycetes, Pleosporales, Lindgomycetaceae. The record is from RefSeq and is a predicted model, not a curated record. The transcript is spliced from 8 exons. The coding region runs from base 1 to 978 and encodes 325 amino acids.